UGACCUACGCCGCAUGGUGUUGGGGCCAUGUUGUCUUGGCCUUUGGACACUCAAAACAACGCUGGCCGCAUUCUUUGUUAGCUUUGCAGUUGUUGUUCUAUCUUUUGCGCUCUCUUUUCUCACAGCCCGCGAAACCAAGGUAGUGCGAUGCGGCAAUGCGUGUUCUUCUGGAAGAUCGCCAAAGCUGUUCUUCCGGAGAACAGUGGUACGUGUGUGCGUCUAAUGGCUUCAGCGGGUGCUGCGCGGUGGAUCCAUGUGCCUUGAGCGAUGGUUGUCCAAGCUCUUCGGGCUCUCACCCCACAACAAGUAGUGGAACCGCCUCAAAUAUACUCUCAUCUUUUCCGGCAUCGGCCUUUACAACUAGCGCACCUAAAUCGACUGCAGAAGCAUCGUCUAUUCGGAUAGAAGCAUCAUCCUCCGGUUCCAACAUUCAGACUAUUGCUUCUGUCAGUGGGGGUCAAACAGUAUACGUCACAGUUACCCACGAUCCGUCGUCAACAUCUCAACUCUCCCAUUCACCCACAUCGAAUCCUAACCUUUCUCAAAAAGAUACGAGUCGCACACCCGUAGGCGCAAUUGCUGGAGGAGUAAUAAGCGGAACCGUAGUGUUAGGGAUAGCGCUUCUCCUAUUCUUCUUUUUGAGGCGAAAGAGACAAGCAAAGGAGCGCAAAAGAGCAACGCUUCCCCCAUCGUACGCAGAGGGGGACAUGUCGGAGUUCGUGGUUCAUGACGGUAGCAUUGCACCCUCCAAUGAGAUAUCAGACGCAGUAAUCCGCGGCAUCACGAAUUCCAAAGAGAAGGCAGGCUUAGAGAAUGUUGACCGUGAAUGUGUGCCGCAACUUGAUGGGAGGAUGAUUAGGCCGACCAAUGAGAUGGGGGCCGAUCCAAUUGGCAGCAUUGCGGAGCUUCCAGCCUCCCAGCAGAAUCCCUUUGCUACACCUAAUCUAUCUGCAAAUGAAUCGGGCCAUUUUAAGAGUCCUCGGAGGUCGGGCGUUGAUGUUGAGGAUCAUGUUAUGAGCUGGGCGCAAUUUAAUUCCAUGGGAAAGAGAGAUCCAUCAUCGAGACUAUCACAGCCGCAUGGGGCACCUGAUACUUCCGCUUCCGUGUGGGGUACAUUAAGUCCAACCCAGCCGGAAGAGAAUAAAGAGAGACAGCAAUAGCGAUGCAGAGGAGCGCAAGGACCCCAGAUAAGCCCCAGGACUUUCUGUGCUCUGAGCACACAAAUUGAACGCGACCUCGAAGUUCCGCAUGUCACGGUCACGAGUAUGUAGGUAUAGCUAGUAGAUACCAUUAUGAU
Lindgomyces ingoldianus is the source of this 1297-nucleotide messenger RNA. RefSeq lists its product as uncharacterized. NCBI's taxonomy places the organism in Eukaryota, Fungi, Ascomycota, Dothideomycetes, Pleosporales, Lindgomycetaceae. The record is from RefSeq and is a predicted model, not a curated record. The transcript is spliced from 3 exons. The coding region runs from base 156 to 1160 and encodes 334 amino acids.